AUGGCGAUCAUUUCGGAUAGGGCGAAUUCGAUACAUGUGGGUGUUAGGAAUGUGUUUCCACGUGUGUACCACGGCCUGUGUUGUCGUCAUUUAAUGAUGAAUUUACGUUUGCCGUCGUCUAAAAAAAAAGAGUACGAGGCACUAUGGUGGAAGACGUGUAAAUCUUAUCGGAUGUCUGACUUUACCGAGUCAUUUAAUGCCUUGUGUCUUGCUGUUCCUCGAAUACGCCAGGUUUUAACAAAUAUUGGGUUUGGUAGAUGGGCAAGAGCUCAUUGUCCCGGCAAUCGAUACCACUAUAUGACAUCUAAUAGUGCGGAGUCUAUAAACUCUUUGUCUAGAUUCUCGCGUAAGAUGCCGAUAACGCAACUUAUCGAAUUUUUCCGCGAGUCUGUACAAAAAUGGUUUUAUGACCGUCGAUUGCAGGGCAUGCAGGAGAGCCAUUCACUUACUCAGUGGGCACAGAAGAAAAUUUUAAAGAAAAUUGAAGGGUCUAGAACCUGGACUGUUGCAGGCAUCCGGGUAAACAGCUUUGUUGUUGAUGAUGGUGGGAAAAGGGGUGUAGUUGAUCUUUCGAAUCGUUCGUGUAGCUGUCAUGUCUGGCAAGUUUCGGGUUUACCUUGUGGGCAUGUGAUUGCUGUUUCAAGAUUUUUGGGUGAACCUGACUGUAGUCAUUAUGCUUUCUCGUGUUACUCAAACGAAGUAUACAAAAAAACGUAUGAAGAAUCGAUUAAUCCUCUGCCUCAUAGGUCUGAAUGGGUAAUACCAGAAGGCCUUGGCAGUGUUUUACCGCCGAAUAUUACAAAACGUCAAUCAGGUCAUCCAAAAGAAAACAACAGAAUCUUGUCUCGUGGGGAAGAACCUGUUCCGGUAUAUUGUUCGUGUUGCCGAACAUACGGACAUGUUCGUGACGUUUGUUUAGAUCCAAUGAAAUCACAGAUUCGUUCACGAAAAUCAUCAGCAAAAGGAAAAGAGAAAGAGACAGAAACCCAGAGUUCAACGGAUGACAUUUUUCCAUCUUAUAAUUUAGCAGAAUUUUAG
Messenger RNA from Helianthus annuus (common sunflower), 1038 nucleotides. RefSeq lists its product as uncharacterized. The transcript has a single exon. Gene Ontology annotation, molecular function: zinc ion binding. The record is from RefSeq and is a predicted model, not a curated record. Lineage: Eukaryota; Viridiplantae; Streptophyta; Magnoliopsida; Asterales; Asteraceae. Bases 1 to 1038 code for a protein of 345 amino acids.